Aureobasidium uvarum is the source of this 1053-nucleotide messenger RNA. NCBI's taxonomy places the organism in Eukaryota, Fungi, Ascomycota, Dothideomycetes, Dothideales, Saccotheciaceae. The record is from the annotation of a GenBank genome assembly.
ACUCUUUCAUCGUAUACCGCCAACAUGUUCACAAACCUUGCUUCUCUGCUGCUGGUUAGCAGUCUCGGCAUGGUCGAUGCACUCUCGAUGCCAGAGGCGGCAUCUUCCUUUACCUCUCUACUUGCAUCUUCUCUCAACAACGCUAUAUCUAACACUCUUGUUGCCCGGAAGGGUGGCUCAGGUGGCUGUCCAGCGAUCUGGACAACCAUCUCUUCUGAUCUCACCGCAUCUUUCCUAGGCUCUGAUGGCCAAUGCACUGAUCUUGCGAGAGCUGCUAUCAGAUUUGCAUUCCACGAUGCUGGUGGUGCAGAUGGUUCCCUUCUUCUCAAUGCCGACGAGAUCAAAAGACCCGAGAACGGAGGUUUGGGUGAUUACCAACAAUGGUUGAUGACAAAGUACAAUACGUACAACCGAAACGCAACCGUUGGUGCCGCAGAUCUAAUCCAGUUUGCUGGUUCUCACGCCGUCAUUACGUGCCCCGGAGGACCUCAGAUCAAGACCGUCGUUGGCAGAACAGACGAUUCCCGGGCAGCUCCCGACGGCUUCCUCCCGGCUGGAUUUGGCCCUAGCUCGUCUCAUGAUGUCUUGUACCAACUCUUCCUCGACAAGGGCUUUAGUGCUAGAGAUCUGGCAGCUUUGCUUGGUGCACACUCCACUAGCAAAGCGUUCACUCAACAAGCCAACGGCAUUCCUUACGGCGGCCAGCAAGACUCAACUCCUGGUAAGAACCAUGCUAACGCUCAAAAACUUAAGNGCAAGUGGGACAUAAACUACUACGCUCAGGUCAACAGUCCUCCCGCUGGUACAUACCGCUUCCAGGCCGACAUUAAUCUUUCCAACGCAUCAACAACUGUUGGCAAGCAAUUUCAGGGCUUCGUCGGCAACCAGGGCAAGUGGACCAGCUCUUUCGCUGAUGCCAUGGCCCGCUUGAGUGUGUUGGGCAUUCCUGCUUCGGUGCAGGCCAACUUCAUUGACUGCACAAACGCACUUCCCAGAGGCACGUCUUCGAAGAGAGAUAUCCGUGCUGCCCCCAUCAAUGAUCGUGCGCGAUAG